CAUUCGAAAUAGUUAAGGAUAUCGCGGGUAGACUGCGAAAUCUUGAGGGAGGUGGGUCGACAGGUCGCCGAUAAAUCCCUUCUUUGAUAGGAUUCGGGUAUAAAAGACUGGUCGUAGAGGCAGACAGCAUCGCAUUGCAUCAUUGAAUAAUACAAUGAGGUGCUUAAUUGUCCUGUUGGCUCUGGUGGCCUUAGGGGCCUGUGGAAAUGUCAAACAACAACAUGCUGCUGACCAGAAUCUCCUUAACAAACAGCAAGACAUCAUCCAACUCCUGCAGAAGAUCUCACAGCCAAUUCCAAACCAAGAACUUCAGAACCUUGGUGAAAAUUAUGAAAUUGAGAGCAAUGCUCACCAAUACAACAAUCCAAUCAUAGUAAUGUACUAUGCGGGUGCUGUAAAAGCUGGUUUGGUUCAACCUCAGGGUACAGUGUUCACUAAUUCAAUCAGUCAGCUUCGGAAAGAAGUUUCCCUACUCAACAGGAUAUUAUUGGGUGCCAAGGACUACCAGACUUUUCUCAAGACUGCUGCAUGGGCCCGUGUUCAUGUUAACGAAGUACAAUUUGUUAAGGCUUUAGUUGGUGCUGUACUGACUCGCUCAGACACCCAAGGAGUCAUCCUCCCACCUGUUUAUGAAAUCUUGCCCCAGUAUCAUUUGGAUGCUAGAAUUAUUCAAGAAGCCCAAAACAUUGCCAUUCAAAAAGUCCAGGAAGGAGGCAUUCAGAAUAUUCUCAUCCCUGUUAACUACUCUGCACUCUUGUCUCAAGAUGAACAUCAACUGUCUUACUUCACUCAAGAUGUUGGUCUUGCGGCAUACUACUCCUAUAUCAACCUUGCUGGAUACAUUUUGGGAGAACAGGACCAACAACAACAGCAACAACAGCCUCUGACUCAACAACAGUAUCAACAACAGAUUGUAGGGAAAUACUUGCAACAAGGAGGACAACAAGACCAACAAAGCACCAUUGCUCAUGGAGCUCAAUAUUUGUAUCUUCAUCAACAACUUUUGGCUCACUACGAACUUAACCGUCUUUCGAACGGGCUUGGUCCAAUCUCUGAAAUUAACUACCAAAAUGUACAAGCUCUUUACCAACCACAUCUUCGCGUUCUCAAUGGACUUGAAUUUGCUGGUCGUCCAGAGAAUCUUCAACUCCAACCUCAAAAGAAUAAACUCAUCCAAAGUGUUAUUACUCUGGAACAAAGACUGAUGAAUGCCAUUGACUCUGGCAAUGUGAUCACCCCACAAGGCGCCUUCCUUUCUUUGUACCAACCACAGGGUAUGAACAUUCUUGGUGACUUGAUUGAAGGAACUGGUAGAAGCGUCAACCCAAGGUACUAUGGAAGCCUCCAGGCUGCUGCUCGCAAACUCCUUGGAAAUGCUCCUGAAGUUCAGAACAUUUGGGACUACACACCGUCGGCUCUUGAACUUGGACAAACUGCUGUUCACGAUCCAGCCUUCUACCAACUGUUCAAAAAGGUCAUGAACCUUUACCAACAAUAUCAAGAGUCUUUGCCUGCCUACCAGUACAACGAUCUUGUCCUUCCUGGCGUUACCAUCCAGAACGUCGAUGUUAGCCAGCUGGUCACUCUCUUCAGCGACUAUUACAUCGACCUCAAUGGCGUUACUGGACAAUCUAACCAACAACAACAACAGCAACAAGAUCAACAACAGGAACAACAGCAAAACGUUAAGGCUUAUCUCAAAAGAUUAGAUCAUCAACCCUACCAAUACAAAGUCAUGGUUCACAGUGAACAAAAUGUACCAAGCGCAGUUGUUCGUGUCUUCCUUGGACCCAAAUACGACUACCAAGGCAAACCAAUUAGUAUCUCUCAGAGUCGACAUCUCUUUGUUCAACUUGACCAAUUCAUCCAAAACCUUCACUCUGGUCAGAACAUCAUCAUUAGGAAUUCCCAGCAAGCUCCUGGACAGAGCCCUGACUGGCCAUCUACUUCUGAAAUUCAAAAAGGUGUUAAUGCUGCUAUCCGAUCUCAGGAACCAUUCUUCAUUACUGAGCCACACCAAAUCUUCAGUUUUCCUGCUAGGUUGUCUCUUCCCAAAGGUCAACCACAAGGUUUCCCACUUCAGUUUCUCGUUGUAAUCUCUUCUCCAAACCCACUUAAUAUGCCAUACGGACCAGUAAUCCCUGAACAAAACUUGUCCUACCAAGCCCAACAAUACCAAAUCGUGAAUGCCAACCAAUACCAACAAUUGAAACAACAAGGACAACUUUGGCAAAUGGGCGGCGGAGUUGAACAAAACGUUGAGGUUCUUCCUGAGAACUUGGCCAAUGCUCAGCAACAAAUAGAUGCUGUCAGGAAUCACUAUGCUAAUGUCUACACCAGAUACCACGGACAGUAUCCCAAUACUCAAAUCCAGAACCCUAUUGGCCAAGGACAAGACAUGACAUACAGUAUCCAAGGAGUUGGAGUUGUUAACGCUGCCGGUGUUGGUGGUUCACAAUCCCUAGGAUUACACGGACAACACAUCGCAGUUCAAAGCCAACAACAAAUACAACAACAAGCUCAACAGAUCCAACAACAAAUACAAGCAGCAACAGCAGCAGCUCAACAAGGACAACAGGGACAACAUCAGGGCCAGGGUGCUCAAAUGAUUUGGAAUGCACAACAACAACAACAACAACAACAACAAUUGCAUCACGGACAACAUAUUAAUAGCUGGUCUCCAUCUCACAUUGAUCAGUCUGUCGUCCAAUCUGUACAACAAGGAUUACAAGGACUAUCUGGUCUGGCUGGUGCACAAGGUCUCCAGGGUGCACAGGGUGCUCAAGGUGUUCAAGGUGUCAAAGGUGUCUCUGGCGUCAAAGCUGUUUCUGGUGUCAAAGGUGUAGCUGGCGUCCAAGGUGUAGCUGGUGUCCAAGGUGUAGCUGGCGUCCAAGGUGUAGCUGGCGUUCAAGGCGUAGCUGGCGUCCAAGGUGUUCAAAGAGUCCAAAAUGCAGCUGGCGUUCAAGGUGUAGCUGGUGUCCAAGGUGUUCAAGGAGUCCAGGGUGUACAACAAGGCGGAAUUCAAGGCGGAGUACAAGGCCUGUCUGCUGUUUUGCAAGGAGGAGUAUCAUCACAAAGUUGGGGAAUUGGACAAGGUUUACAAGGAGUGAAUGUUCCGUAUGGCAUGCAAGGAGCCCAAGGUAUCGGAGGAGUUCAAUCUUGGCCAAACUCUCAAGUCCAAGGUGGAAUCUCAGGAAGUGGUAUUGUCGCCAGCGGACAACAACACGCUGGUGGCUUCCAAGGAAUCUACGCACAAGCACAAACUGUUCAGGACCCAUCUGUCAGCGAAUACUACCAGAACAAACCAAUCUCUGAAAUUAUUGGUGGUGCUAUCUCCCUUGAUGGCAAACCUCUCGGCUUCCCUCUGGAAAGACCGUUGGCUCCUGGUGCUCUUAGCGUUUCCAACAUCUUCGUGCAAGACGUUCUCGUCUUCCACCAAGGUCAACCCACCAACGACAUCACUCAGCCAUAAAUGUUCCUACGGCGAAGCGCGCCUUGUUAGAAGUCGUGUGAAGAUGGUUUAUACGACGGACUUAUCGCGCACGAGAUGUUAUUAAUGUUAAUAAUUAAAGAAAAGAUUUAUUGAUGUAUCAAUUAUAAUGAAUAAAUU
Messenger RNA from Bombus pyrosoma, 3610 nucleotides. It is a transcript of the gene Hex110, whose product is annotated as allergen Cr-PI-like. Bases 155 to 3472 code for a protein of 1105 amino acids. The record is from RefSeq and is a predicted model, not a curated record. Lineage: Eukaryota; Metazoa; Arthropoda; Insecta; Hymenoptera; Apidae. The transcript is spliced from 7 exons.